AUGGUGGGACCUUGUCGACGAUGUGGGACAAUCGUUUGCAGGAAUUGCGCUAUCAAACCACCUGCUCAGAUCGUGCUCCGAGAUCGACAUCGGCGUCUCUGCACCAAAUGCGUCAAGGCACCCCUAGGUCAGCUUGUCAAGCCCCCAAUGCGCCCCGAGGUCCGCAUCGAUUCGGAUGAUAUGCAGCGCGCCAUCUGCCAAUGCGGCUCCUCUGGGGUCUGGCUGUGUUUCCCGUGCGGAAGGUCUAUCAGAAACGAAGAUAACACUUACCAAAGCGUCUGGAAGUGGCGCAACCAAUACACCGAUGUCCUCAGUGGUUUAGGAACGGGUAUCGGUGAUGGUGACCGCGGGGUCCAGUGCGGUCGUAACUCGCAGUGUUGCGGCGCCCGUGAGGUUGAGCAGGAAACGGACUAUGAUGCCGAGGCCGCUCGGGAGGCGGCAGACCAGCAGCUUCAACAGGACCGGCUUCGCGCAGGGCUCGGUUCUAGAAGUGGUAGCAGUGCUUCUACUUCGACGAUGGCGUCGGGUCUAUCUGCUGCCAGCAAUGCUAGUCUCAGUAGCUUGGCUAGCAAUGCGACAGGCGGCUCGGGUUCUAAUACUUUGGGGGGACUUUUGAGCUCAGGGUCAGACCACAUGCGCAGGACGCCAUCCCCAGCUAUGAAGGUUGGGUACGUGAGACACGAAGUCGAGGGUAUCGGGGGCGUUAUGAAGAAGAUUUCGGUCAAAAGGGUCAAGGUUGGGGCUUGCGUGCCAGAAUGGGACGAGGAGAGGCUGAAGGGUGAGGUAUUGGGAAGGGAGGUUCAAGGUAAGAGGAGGAGUUGGUGUGGAUGGUGCUCGCGAGUCAUUCCUGCGCAGGGUGAUUACGAGCUGGACAGGCAUGGGACCAGCGAUUGGAAGGAUGAGGACAGUAUUAGUUCUUGGAGGGGUAAAAACAAGGGCAAGGGGAAGGAGGCAGCAUAA
Messenger RNA from Podospora anserina S mat+, 960 nucleotides. RefSeq lists its product as uncharacterized. The transcript has 3 exons. The record is from RefSeq and is a predicted model, not a curated record. NCBI's taxonomy places the organism in Eukaryota, Fungi, Ascomycota, Sordariomycetes, Sordariales, Podosporaceae. The coding region runs from base 1 to 960 and encodes 319 amino acids.